UUCUCUUGACUUUCCAUGUGCUCGGCAUUUUAAAAGUCAACAUCUAAAACUCUUUAUUUAAUUUAAAUUAAAACAGUCACAAUGGGAACGAAAAAGGUAAAAAUCAGCUCGGUGAAGCGAGCUGCUCACCUGAAAUCAAAGAAGAAACCAAUCUCAAAGCAGCAACAACAAAAACAGAAGCAGAAACGCGACCAACUGACUUCCAAACGCGAACAGGGCCAGAAUAUAUUCUCCCAGAAGGCAAGAAAGCGCGAUAAUUUAGCCCAGCGCAAGAAGCACAACAAGCUAGCUUCCCUGGGACUAGAUCCGCUGGAGGAAGACAACGAGGAUGGCGACGACGAGAUGCUGGAUAACGUUGCAGACAUGCUGGACGGCGAUGAUCUUGCCCUCCUGCAGGCCAAUAAACGCAAGCGGAAGGCAAAAACGGCCGGCGAAGAGGACCCUGAUCAGGGGCAAUCUGUUGGGUUGGAAAAGGCCUAUGCCUCAGACACCAAAAAAGAGCAGGAGGCCCUCAAAAUAAAGCUAGAUCUGCUGCCCAUUAAGUCCAGAGAUGGUCAGAUCAUUACCCGUACCACCGAAGUUGAUUACCUGCCAAAGCCCAAGCAGAAAAAGAAAAACGAAGAUGAGGAGCAGGAAGAAGAUUCUGAUGAUGAUGAAGAUGGAGACACGGAGUUCGAAGACAGCGAUGACGAUGUGGUCAACGAUGUGGAGGGGGCGGCUGCAGUACCCGUUCAAAAACUCAUUUCUACCACGGAUCUGCUGAUUGCCCGCCAGCAAGAGAUCGAGCGCCAAAAAUACCGCAUCGGAAUCAUUUGCUCCGGACUGCUCGAAAAACCAGAGGACAAGAUGCGCAACUUUCAUGCCUUAUACGAACUCAUGGACGAAAUCAAUCCAGCCACCAGGCAGGCAAACCUAAUGUCCGUGAGAAAGCUGGCUAUAAUUUCUGUAACCGAGAUCUUCAAGGACAUUUUGCCCGAGUAUCGAGUGGGUCAGGUGGACACGAAGAUGCAGACGCUGCGCAAGGCUACACUGGAUCGUGUGACCUUUGAGAACGCCCUGCUUCAGCAGUUCAAGAAGUUUUUGCAGAAGCUGGAGCAGAUCACGGCGCAGGUGAACAGGAGAGGCGGUCUAAGGACUCCCCAGACCGUAAAGUUAGCCACCGUGGCGGUGCAAUGCAUGUGCGAUUUGCUUGUGGCCCAUCCAUACUUUAACUAUGUCCAAAACAUUGCACAGCUGCUGGUCUACAUGCUGAAUUGUAAUUACCAAGAGAUGCGAACGGCAGUUAAUCAGUGUUUCCGCACAGUCUUUUCCAACGACAAGCGAUUGGAGAUUACCCUCUUCAUAGUCCGGCGCAUCAACCACUUGAUCAAAACAAAGCAGAAUAAUGUCCAUGUCGAGUGCAUCACCUGUCUUAUGGGCCUGAAGAUCAAGGGCGUAAACCUGGAUGCUGAGAAGGAGAACGAGCUGAAGCAAAAGAAACUAGAGUCGCAUCGUCAACGCUUGCUAAGUUUGUCCAAAAAAGAGCGCAAGAGGCGGAAGAAACUUACCGAGGUUAACAGAGAGCUGGAAGAGACCCGUGCCGAGGAAAACAAGCAGGCCAAACAUCAGAAGCUCACCGAGAUCAUCAAGAUGGUGUUCACCAUAUAUUUCCGGGUGCUAAAGAACGAUCCCACUUCUCGUGUUUUGAGCGCCAUUCUCGAGGGUUUGGCAGAAUUUGCCCACGUCAUUAAUCUGGACUUCUUCUCGGACUUGAUCGAUGUGCUUAAUCGAAUUUUGGAGGAUCAAGAAGAGCUGGGGUAUCGGGAGCGAUUGCACUGCGUUCAGACAAUUUUUGUGAUCCUUUCCGGACAGGGAGAAGUGCUCAACAUUGAUCCCAUCCGAUUCUACCAGCACUUUUAUCGGAACAUGUUGGCCGUGCAGGCGGGCAAGAACCACGACGACUUUACCAUUAUUCUGAAAACCCUAGAUGAAGUGCUGGUAAAGCGGCGUCGAAAUAUGAGUCAGCAGCGUCUGAUGGCGUUUGUCAAACGGUUGCUCAUUGGAAGUCUGCAUCUGCUGCAUAAUGGCACACUGGCCACGCUAGGCACCAUAAAACAGACCUUCCAGCUCACGUCCGUUCUGGAUAAUCUACUCGAUACGGAUACUAGCAUAGGAUCAGGUCGGUAUGACCCUGAACUGGAUGAUCCCGAGUACUGCAAUGCGGCCAGCACGACGCUCUAUGAGCUCACCCUCCUGGCACGACACUAUCAUCCCACGGUGCGACGCAUGGCCGUUCACAUUGCCAACGGAGUGCCAGCCUCCGGCGAGGGAGCGCUGCCCACGGAAAUCGGCAAGCUAACCUCACACGAGUUGUUCACCCAGUAUGACAGCACACAGAUGGCUUUCAAUCCGACAAUACCACUUCCAAAGGCUGGUCAACCCAAACUUAAAAAGGGCAAACAAUUGUAUGUACGGUCGGAUUUUAAACAGGAGUGCGGUAAACUUCUGCGCGGAACUCCACAAACGAAGGACAAACAUUCAUUACAAAUUGAUUUUCUUAGUGCACUUCAAUAAACUACAGAUAGGACAUGAUUUCAUAUUAUACUUUUAAUAUAAGUUAUACUUCCAUAUGUUUGAAGUAAGAACAAAAUGU
This is a messenger RNA of Drosophila ficusphila, 2632 nucleotides long. It is a transcript of the gene Noc3, whose product is annotated as nucleolar complex protein 3 homolog. The transcript is spliced from 4 exons. Bases 82 to 2553 code for a protein of 823 amino acids. Gene Ontology annotation, biological process: DNA replication initiation. Gene Ontology annotation, cellular component: nucleolus. The record is from RefSeq and is a predicted model, not a curated record. Gene Ontology annotation, molecular function: chromatin binding. Lineage: Eukaryota; Metazoa; Arthropoda; Insecta; Diptera; Drosophilidae.